Molecule: messenger RNA, 13444 nt
Organism: Tachysurus fulvidraco (yellow catfish)
Lineage: Eukaryota; Metazoa; Chordata; Actinopteri; Siluriformes; Bagridae
Gene: sacs2
Product: sacsin
Exons: 8
Coding region: 161-12964 (4267 amino acids)
Source: RefSeq, a predicted model, not a curated record
UUUCCACCGAAGUUUGAACACAAGGAAGUGAAACUGUGUGUCUGUAUUAAAGCCGAGUGGAGCUCAGAGACAGACAUUUCUCACUUCAGCACAGCAGACAUGACAUUCUCUCUCAUCAUUAAUACCAUCAUGACCGUCAGGAGGAGAGCAUAAAACUGCAAUGAUGACUUUACCACAAACAAGCAAGGGGAGAAUAAAAAAAAAUGCCUUUGGAGCCACAGCACCACCAUUUAUCGACUACCUGAAGGAGAUUCUCAGACGCUACCCUGAUGGAGGACAGAUACUGAAGGAGUUGAUACAGAACGCAGAUGAUGCCGGAGCAUCGAAAACUGUCUUCAUCUACGAUGAGCGAAGAUACGGUACUGAUAGCGUGUGGAACCCUGCACUGGGGAAGUAUCAAGGACCAGCGCUUUAUGCGUUUAAUGAUGCAGACUUCACUGAGGAGGACUGGGAAGGGAUUCAGCGAGCUGGCAGGAGCAUCAAGCACGAUGAUCCAACCAAAGUGGGGAGAUUUGGAAUCGGCUUCAAUUCUGUUUACCAUGUUACAGAUUUGCCAAGUGUAUUUAGCUCCAAACACCUUGCAGUUUUUGACCCACAACAGCUGAUGUUUGAUGAUGAGCGUGAGGGUUACCGCUGGUCCCUGGAUGAUGAAGAGGACAAAAAGCACAUUUUAGAAUUUACAGAUCAAUUCAAACCUUUUCAGGAUAUUGUUAAUCUAAUCUGUGAGAAUGCAUGUGCUUGGGAGAAGAUCAUUAAUGAAGGUUACUUUAAAGGAACACUCUUUCGGUUUCCUCUGCGUCAUGAGGCCUCUGAAAUUUCUGACAAUUUAUAUGACUCCAAGAAGGCCACCCAACUCUUUGACAGCUUCAUUCCAGAUGCAGAUAUUAGUGUUUUGUUUCUAAGAUCAGUCUCAUCCAUUUCUUUGUGGCAUAUUGACUCAAAUGACACAGUCAGCAUUAGGAUGAAUGUUUCUGCAUCAUCUCCAUCCAGCCCACUCCAGGAAAGUGAGGAUUUCAGAAGAAACUGUUUGCAAGGCAAGACUAGCUUUAAAACAGUGUCCUGCAGAUCGCCAUGUCAAGAAAAAACAACCACCAAGUGGCUUGUGACAGCCUGUCGCUUAACAGAAGGACGUGUACCUGAGAUCGACUCGCUCGCUGGCAAACUGAGUUUUUACCCUCAGGUUGACAUAGCAUUUCGGUGCGACGAAGACAGUGCAUGUGGCAGUGGAAGACUGAGCUGCUUCUUGCCCCUUCCAAACAAUGAAACAAACAGGACAGGACUCCCUGUUCAUAUUAAUGCAUGCUUUGGACUUACAGACAACAGAAGGUACAUCAAGUGGCAGGAAGAGGAUCAGAAGAAUGAUAAAUCAGCAGAGUGGAAUGAGCUGCUAAUGAAGGAGGUUCUUCCUCAUGUAUAUCUCAAGAUAAUCCAAGACAGUAUACAACUAUCAAGAAAGUCGGUACUGCCUGUAAAUGCUGUGUACAAUCUCUGGCCUGAUCUGAGAGCGACGGAACAUAGGCCACGUUGGCAUGAAGUUGCAGUAGAUCUUUUACAAAGAUUAUUCAAAAAUCAGGAAAUCUUUUCCCUAGCUAAAAAUGAGAAAAAAUGGGUGGCUGCUUCAGAUGCAGUUUUUUCAGGUGAUUAUACUGACACCAAUAUAAUGUCUGCAGUUUUCCACAUACUGAUGGAGGAAGAAGAAAACCUUGUUACUGCUCCUGAACAUGUUCUGCUCAGCAUAAAGGGAACCUUCCCAAAACCUGAAACGUUAAAAUGGGUGACACCAGGUUUUGUUAGAUCUGUGCUCCACAGAAGUGACACUAAAUCAAUCUGUAAGGAUAAGAAACUGUCCAUCUUGGAGUAUGUUCUCAGUGAUGGGAGAUAUGAAGAACUAAAAGGUCUACAGCUUCUGCCACUUACUGAUGGAAGUUUCAGGUCCUUUACAAACCGUGAAGAGGACACUGCUUUAAUUGACAAUGAAAAGUUUUCACGAGUGUUGCUACCUUUUUGCAAAGACAGAUUUUUGCCUGAAGAUUUGAACAGCAAUACAGCCUAUCAUCUGAGACGCAUUGCCAUGACAAAUUCAAAACUCUAUCAACUGAUUAAUUUGGAUGCAAACAGUGUAGCUGCAUUUGCCAAGAAACACUUACCCAGAGAUUGGAAAGAGACAACAGGUCAUGUAAAGUGGAAUUCUGUUAAAGAUGAUCAUCCACCAAAGACAUGGUUGAAAGAAUUCUGGAAGUUUCUGAACACUCACUGGACAGAACUAAAGGAUUUUAUCGGCAUGCCUUUAAUACCCCUGGAACCACUCCAACAAGCAUGCAGUACUGGAAUGUUAGCAAGAUUGGAGGAGAAAUCCACUUUAAUUUUUCAGAGCAGCAGAGAGUCCACCUUGUCAGAUCAAAUGCAAAAAAUGAUAAAGGCAAUCGGAGGUACUGUCAUUAAGAAAGAUGAGUGUCUGAAGCAUCAUGACAUUGAAAGAUAUGUACUAACACCAUCCCCAAGGAAUGUCCUACAAAUUCUUUUGAAUUCAGACAUACACAAGGUUGUCAAUGGCAUUGCCUCUGCUUCAGUUCAUGAAAAAGAAGAGUUUAAAGCCUAUAUCUCUUCUUUAGAUUGUCUUUCUGAUGUAGAACAAGAUUUACUGUCAGCUCUGCCCAUUUUCAGAUUGAUGUCUGAAAAAUAUGUUGCCAUUGAGUCAAAACAAGCAGUUAUUUUAAAGUCUAACCCAGCCAUUCCCAAGGAUUUACCUGUACCUGGCACCAUAGUCCAAUGUGCAAAUGAAGCUGAUCGCAGACUUUUGACUCUUCUAAAGGUUGACCUUCUGGAUACUGCUCAGUUAGCCAUUUACUUGGUAGACUGCAUUGUUGGCACGAUUUUCACCAUAGAGGAUGAACAAAAAAUAAUGGCUUGGAUGCUAAAUCAUGGACAUAUCCUAUUCUCCCAAAGUGAUGAAUUGCUGAGAAAAAGCAGGAAUCUCAGUUUCAUUCUGACAGAAAAGGGUGAACGCAAAACACCUUCAAGUGUUUUUGAUCCCACAAACAAAACUUUCCUAGAUCUUUUUGAGGAAGACUUCUUCCCACCGCAAGUUUAUAGGUCACCAAAGAUGCUAGAAAGCUUGAAACAACUUGGUCUACAGACAAAAGAAGAAGAAUUGUCACCAGCAAAUAUACUUCAUGUCGCCUCACAAAUUCAGAAGCUCCACAUACACUCACGAAACAGAGCUUUUAAAAAGGCUGAUGUUCUUGUAAGGAUAUUGAAUGGAAAUGACUUGCUAUCAAAAUUUUCUGAGGGGAAGAGACAAGAACUUAUUCAGUUGCAAUGGGUUCCUUGUGAAAGUCCAAAUCCAAACAAAAGUAAAAAAAGCCAGAAGCGGUAUCUCUACAAACCAACCGAAAUAAGGGCUUCAAAGUAUUCUGCAAUUGUGGGACAUGUCAUGGCUCUUGCUUCAGACCUAAAUGAGAGUAUCUGUCAAAAACUUGACCUUUAUAGUCCUCCUCCAGUUGAAAAGGUCUUGGAGAAUCUGUGUGUACUGAUAUCAUUAGCUCCAACAAUGGUCAGCCCAGAUUCAGAUUACGAAUUCAAAAACAAGCUGCACAGCACAUACAAAUUCAUGCAAGAAAACACUGAACAUUUCAGUAAGGAGAUGAACAAUAAAUGCAUACCUUGGCUCUGGAGCCAGACUGAGUUUGUGUCACCACGGGAAGUAGUGCUCACAUUUCCAGCUGAACUGGAUCUUAGCCUUUACGUCAAGAAGGUAGCAGAUGAAUUUUUACAAUAUGAAGACCUCCUAAGAGAGUGUGGUGUAAAAGAAACACUUUCUGAUGCAGAAAUUGAAGCCAUACUCAGUGACAUUAAAGAGAACAUUGAUGACAGAACUCCACCUUAUGGAGAGCCCUCUGAACUUAAAGUGUCAACAGCCAUCCUUGACUGGAUGCGAAAAAAUGAAAAGACUUUACAGGACAGUACACCUGUACCAGUCAAGGCACAAAACCAAAACUUCACCCUUCAGCCUUUGAAAAAUACUGUUUUUUGUGAUAUCAGUGAUGAUGGGUUGGAAGAUCUAAAAGAAGAUAAGGAGGAGUUCUAUGUCAUCCAUGAGGAAGUGCUACCCAUCACUGCAAGAUGGCUGAAAAUUCCCUUUCUUAGUACCCGUAUUCUAAAACCACAGAUAAUUGGACAUGAGGAAGACUAUGAGGGAAUUGAGCAAUGUGGUCAAACAGAGCCAAUCACUCAGAGAAUCAAAAACAUACUCAAAGAAUAUGAUGACGAAAGAGAUAUUUUUAAAGAACUCAUACAAAAUGCCGAAGAUGCUGGUGCGAGCGCCUGUGGAUUUAUGCUGGACUUCAGAACACACCCUUCUGAAGGACUUAUUGAUGAUGGUAUGGCUCUAUGCAAUGGUCCUUGUCUUUGGGCUUUCAACAAUGAGCUGUUCUCAGAGGAUGAUUGGAGAAACAUUGUUAGAGUUGGAUCUGCAUCAAAAGAAACUAAAUUUGAGAAAAUUGGGAAGUUUGGACUGGGUUUCAAUGCUGUUUACCACGUGACAGAUAUUCCGUCUAUUUUGAGUGGAAAAACUCUUUUAGUUCUUGAUCCAAAUGUAACACAUUUGGAAAAGCACAUACGAAGUAAAGCAGUUCCUGGGAUUAAACUUGACUUGUUCAAAGAGAGACUGUUUAGAAGGUUUCCUGGUCAGUUUAAAUCUUAUCAGGGAAUUUUUGACUGUGAUCUGUCAAACAGCAAACAGAAAUAUUACAACGGAACUCUGAUUAAACUACCAUUUCGCACAGCUGAGGAGGCCUGCAAGUCAGAAAUUAGCUCCAAGGUGUAUGACAAAGAGAGCAUAAAUGCACUCCAGCAACAGUUAACAGAUGGUUCUUUUACUCCUCUGUUAUUUCUUAAGGACAUAAAGUUACUGUCUCUUCAAAUCUUUAAACAGGAACCAAUUGAGACAGUCAUGAAAGUCUCCAAAGAGGUUGUAUGUUCAAUUAAAGUUACAAAUGAACAGCAUCUACAGGACAUCAGGGAAGCUCUGACAAACAUUGACACAAUCUGCCACAGGACUGUUGAUUGUUUUGCUGCAAACAUUGUGGAAAUAGUUUGUGAGUGUGCAGAGAGAACUAGUACCCAAUCCUGGUUCCUUUAUUCAUGUUUUGGAACAAAGGAUUCUCUGAGAAUGUUUCAGAGAGAAGUGAAUCAAUGCAAAUUUUCAUUACCAAUUGGAGGAGUCGCUGUACCUCUCAAAAGAGAAUCAGACAAUACUUGGUCAUCAGAUGAAAGAUGUGCAGAUGGCCAGGUCUUUUGUUUUCUUCCUCUUCCAAUUCAUACAGGGCUUCCAGUUCAUAUCAAUGGAUCUUUUGCAGUCACAUCAAACAGAAAGGCUCUGUGGGAAAGUGGAAUAAAACUGGAGUGGAACAAAGCAUUAUUACAAGAUGCAGUUGCUACAGCCUACUUCACCGCAUUGCUUGAGUUGAAGAAAAUAUGCCAAAAUGGGAGUCUUCAAAACUAUGACUACUACAAAUUCUGGCCUGAUAUUGAACAAGUAAACAAAGCAUUUCAACCUUUGGUUAGUGCUUUUUACACAGCCAUUGUACAGAGCUCAGAUGUCAGAUCCCUUGAGCUCUUGAGUAAUGGAAAUAUCUGGUGCUCCUUCGACAAUGCAAGAUUUCUUGAUCCAAACAUUGAAGAAAAUGAGGCAGUGGGAAAACUUGCCAUGGAAGUGUUCCUGAAAUAUACUGAACCAAACUAUUGUGCUGUCCCUUUGCCAGCCUGGGCAAGGCAGAAUUUAAUUCGAUGUGGCUUCAGUGAGAUUGUAAAGGAGAGAACUUUUAGCUGGUUUGACUUUUAUCAAGUUGUUUUUAAGAACUUGAGCAAAAUGGAUGCAUAUGGCAGAAAUGCUCUCAUAUUAAAUGCCAUAGACUUGAAUGAUCAAAAAGUUGACAAAUUGCUGAAAAGUAGUGCAUGCAUUCCAACACAGAAUCUAGAAACACUUCAGUUCACCAACAAACUGGUGAACCCUCAUGGUAAAGUAGCAUGCUUGUUUGAGCCAGAGGAAGGUCGCUUUCUGGAAGGUACCAAAAAUGACUACUUCACUCCAGAAAGGAUACAUCGAUUGUCAGGCUUGGGAAUGUUGACUGAUGUACUCCCAUUAGAGGAAGUUAUAGAGAGAGUGAAGGCAAUCUCCCAGGUUUGGGAUAAAGACAAAAAUAAAACAUACAAACAUCUUCGUUGUCUCUUUGAUUCAAUGAAAAAAUCCUGUCAUGUUGAAUCUUUGCAGUGGGAAACCCUUAAGCAUACAUCCUUUCUUCCUGCUGUUGGUACCAAUCAGCACUUUGAAGUAGUGACCAUACUUAAAAAGCCAUCUGAAAUCUAUGACUGCCAGAGCAACCACUUGGUAAACAUGACAGAAUUCACUGUAGAUUUUUCUAAAUUAGGUGUACUGCCGGAUGACCCAGUUCUCACAAAGUUAGGGGUGAUGAAGAAUCCAUCAAUUGAGACAGUGCUCAGACAACUCAAAGAAGUACAUCGGCAUGUGAAAUCAUUUGAAAAUUCUGUACUCCUUAACAUUGCUAAAAGUUGUUAUGACUAUCUCAACAAACAUCUGUUGGAUGAUGGUGAUCCCACUGCUAUUAUGGAACAUGCACAGUCGAUCCCAUUUGUUUUAAUUGAAGAUCACUUUGUAAAUGUCCCAUCAGUGGCCAUGGGUGGUGAAUUUGAGGCAAAGCCUUAUCUCUAUUUUCUUCCCACAAUCUUCUCCAAAUUUGAGAAUCUCUGGAACUGUAUUGGCAUAAGCAGACAAUUUACAGUAGAGCAAUUUAAUGCAGUCCUUGAAAAAAUUAGUACCUUUUCCAGACCACUUGAUAACAGGGAUCUUCAUGUCUGCCUUGACAUACUUAUAAAAGGGCUGUAUAGGGCUACAUCUGGAACUGUUGAAAACUGUCUAAUGCCUGAUGAAAGAGGUGUGUUGACAAAUUCAAGCAAGCUGAAAUUUAAUGACACUCCUUGGAUGCCAGUGCAAGCUGGGGUAACCCUCUGCCAUAAACUAAUACCUCGAGAGGUUGCAUGCUGUUUUGGUGUAGUGACAACAAGACACCAUACACUACAGAAUCAUCUUGUCAGUGAGUUUUCACCCUUUGCUAAGGAAUUCGGACAACAAGAGAAACUAACUGUUCGGAUAAAAAACAUAAUUGAAGCUUAUCCAACCAAGAAAGAUAUUCUGAAAGAACUCAUUCAGAAUGCUGAUGAUGCAGAGGCAACAGAAAUCCAUUUUGUAUGGGACAAACGGAAGCAUGGGACUACAAAAACAUUUGGGGAAAGAUGGGAGUUGCUUCAAGGCCCGGCACUUUGUGUGUACAACAACAAGAAAUUCUCAAAUGAAGACCUGAUAGGAAUUCAGCAACUAGGAGAAGGAGGAAAACAUGGUACUUUGGGAAGGACUGGGAAAUAUGGUCUUGGUUUUAAUUCUGUUUACCAGCUGACUGACUGCCCAUCUAUACUGACUGGUGAUGAAUAUCUCUGCAUAUCUGAUCCAAACCUAAAAUAUGUAGAAGCUGGAACAAAGGAGUCACCAGGCUGCAUGUAUUUAAUGGAUGAAAAUUUCAAAACGUCUUUCCAGGAUGUUUACCAAACUUUUCUUCCUGAAAAAUUUCCUCUUAAUUCUGGAACCAUGUUCAGACUUCCACUCAGGACAGAACAAAUGGCAGCCCAAUCAGAAAUAUCUAUAAAUAAAGUUAGAGAUGGUGAAAUUAUGGAACUUUUCCAGGCUUUAAAAUCAAAUCCGGAGGAACUGAUUCUCUUUUUGAAGCAUGUUACAAAAAUACACUUCCAUGAAAUCAACAAAAAUGGAAGUGAAGUCAAUUAUUUCCUAAUUGAGAAAAAAGUCAUUGAGAGUACGGUGAAGCAAAGGGAAGAUUUUCUUAAUCAUGUUUGCAAAUCCUUUAAAUCUGGAAUUGUAAUUCCACUGCAAACUAUCUAUAAAGUUCUGAUCACAUCAGGAAGAAAAGAAAGCCUCUGGAUUAUUGCAGAGCAAUAUGGAUCCUUUCUACAAAAUGAAGAAGAAAUGCAUGUCAAAGUACCUCACGUAGGCCUGGCAGCUUGUCUAGGCACAAAACCUAAAGAAAAUGAAUUUCAUGGAAUGGCUUUUUGUUCUCUGCCAUUGCCAGGAGAAACUGGUCUUCCCGUCCAUAUGAAUGGAAACUUUGAGGUGGAUCAUUCUAGAAGAGAUCUAUGGAAAGAGGAUGGUGAGAGUUUAAAAACUAGAUGGAAUCAGUUACUGAAAUUAAAGAUCAUUGCACCUCUGUAUGCUGACCUGCUAACACACAUCUGUUCAAGCUUCAAAAAAGGUGAACCCAAAGCCAUAGAACAUCUUAAAUCACAUCUUCACUUUUGCCUGAGGUUCUUUCCAUCUGUGUCAAAGAGUGUAGCCCAAGCUUGGCAUGAUAUGAUUAAUGAAGUCUACAGGUCAAUCAAUCAACGAAACCUACUGGUGAUUCCAACUCUUAGAAGGGUUCCAACACAGAAACUGGGAACACUUCAGUCGCAUGUCUCUGAUUCAAAGUACACAUUUAACUGGUCAAGUGUUUCAAAACCAGAUUCAACAGAUUCACCUCAUUUCAUAACAGAGGAGCACUUUAGCAUUCUUCAAGUUUUGGAGCACACAGGUAUGAACUUAGUACCAUUUUCAUGGCUAUUCGACAAAUUUCGACAGAGUUUUAAGACUGCAGGUGUGCAAGUGGCUGAAGUGAGUCCUUUAUCAGUGAUCAGUUAUUUGAAGAAGAAAAGAAUGAAUGAUCCCUCACAAACUACUGAUGAUUUACCAUUACCCAUCAACCAGACUUUGAUCAAAGAUCCAACCGGAUGUAAAAAUCUAUUGAAAUUUUGCCUUAGGACUGCUAAUGAGGAAUCUUUCUCUGUUGACCUUAAUGGCCUGCCUCUCCUCCUCACCCAAGAUAAAAUGUUGAGGAAGUUCAGCUCCAAUUCUCCAAAGCUCAUCUCACAGUUUGCUGAUAUUUUUAAGGAACACAAGUCAGAGUUUGUAGAAUACCAGGUAAAUUCUUGCCAAGAAACUAUUCUGCAAAAGGGGAAAUAUAUUGAGAAACUAACCAUCCCUGUGGCAUCAAAGUUUAUAAAGCCGGUUCUUCAACAACAUCUUCAACACUCACUGCGUAAUGAAACAAAUUGGCUUCAUACAGCAGGAAAGGAAACAAAAGAAUGGCUGAAAGAAAUUUGGAAUUUUUUUGAUAAUGAAGUCAAAGUAAAGGAUUUCCAAGUUGGAACAGAAAAUCAGGUCUUUAGUGAAAUAAAGAAUCACUUCUCUGGCAGUCCGAUUUUGCCUGUCAUCUAUCCAGGACAAAAAGAACAGUGCUUUCUGCAAAAAAUCGAAAAUCUACAUUGUAUUGUUCAGGAUCCAAAAGAACAAAUUUCUGCCAUUCUCAUUAAACUCGGAUUCAUGACAUUAGACCUUGAUUUCUUCCUAGGGCUUCAAUUAUUUUUGACCAGAUAUGUAAAACCAGAACUGUUAAAUAUCAGUGACUGCAGUGCUGUUCUGAAGCAGUUGGACAAAGUUCCUCAUUCAGAGUUUGAGAAGCUUUCUGAUGAUGAAAUUGAUGAGCUUCAACGCUUCUUACAAUCUGGAUCUACAAAAACAAAUGAGUAUCAGAGUAUGUUAAAGUCUUUGCCUUUAUUUCAGACCAUUUGUGGAAAACGGCAAAGAAUCGAUUAUCACAGCAAUGUAUUCAUUUUGCAUACUGAUUUCCAGGACACCUUUCCAAGCUUGUACAUGUUUGAUCACAAAGACUGCAUUUUUCUCAAAUACAACUUUGUAAAUGAAAGCCUAUCAAGAUUUCUGGAUAUUAAGAUUUUGGAUGAUUUAAAAUACUGUGUCAAAUUUGUGAUUCCUUCUGUACACAAGCUUACUCAGACCCAGCUUCUUGAUUUGAUAAGGCUUCUAUUGGACCUGAGCCAAAGAUCACCUGACUAUAAAGACUAUAAAGACAGCAUUGCCUUAGCAUUGAGAGAUGUCAGAUUUAUUCAGGACAUUAACGGCUGCCUUCAGGAGGCCUCAUACUUUUUUGAUGAUGCCGUAAACCUGUAUAAAGUUAUGCUUCCAAAGCACAGAUUUAUCCCAAAAUCUUUCUGGGAACUAUUCAAAAAUAGUACUAGAGCAAAAUCUCUCAUCAGGAGCCUUGGACUAAAGCAUAAAGUAUCUGAAGAAGAGGUAAUAACAUUUGCUCAUCAAAUUGAGUCAAAUGCUAAAGGUGACACUGAACUGCAGGUUCUUACACUCAGAUCUGUAACUGUGCUUAAGACAGCACUUCAUUUGGGUGAUGAGAAAAAGUCAAAAUUAAUGCAAAGAAUCGCAAGCAUAAAAUUUAUAGUGGCUUUGCAGAUUGAAACAAAACUUUGUGAUUAUCACAAAGCAUUUGCCCAAGGAAGGGAUGUGGUUGCCAUCAAAGGCUCAUUGCUUGAAAAGCAGUCUGAUCAUCAAUAUCUCAUAUGGACUGCCAUGCCAAUACUGCCCUCAAGGGACUUCAAUCAGAAAGAGUUAAAUGCCCUAAGGACGGCUGGAGCCUUGGAUGAACCACCCUCAGAGCAGGUCAUGCAGAACCUAAAAAAUAUCUGUAGAUCUCAGUGCAGAACUCAAGUGCUAGUGGAGACCAGAGCUAAAGUGUUCAAGAACUCAUACGCCUACUUACAAUCUGUGCCUUUUAAUGAGUCUGUUUUGGCUGAUGUUCCUCUUGUUCUUGUUGAAAAUGACACAAAUCUUGUGAAAGCUUAUCAAGUAGUCCUGACACUACCUAAUGCUGAUGAGUUCAGGUCAUACCUAUACCCCAUACAAUCAAAACAUGCAGUGUAUGCAGAUUUCUUCAAGAAGAUUGGUGUUGAAGAAAAGCCUACUGUCACACAAUUCUGUACUGUACUUAAUGAAAUCUAUACAGAGUGCUGUGAUAAAACCACACUUCAACCAAACCAGCAGAAAACUGUUCAGCGGGUUGUGCAGCAGCUUUUCUGUCUGAUAAACAAAGAGGAAAAAUUAACUGAUUUUCAGAACAUCAUGCUUUACCUCCCAUCAUCAGAUGGAAAACUCUAUGAGUCCAGCACAUUGUUUUUCAAUGACACCUUCUUUCAGGCCAGCAGACUAGAGGAUUCACUAAAAACAAAACUGAAGCUACUGGUGAAUCUAAACCAAUGUCACCUCAAUGGAGAUCCCUAUGAACAUCAAAAACUUUUGCAGUUGCUUCCGAAAGAAAUUCAGCCUAAACUGCUCUCUCAAGUAAUUUCUGUGAACUUGGUUGGUGCACAUGUGGAACACUGCGAUUACGGAAAAUCAUGUGAAUUCAGUGGCUGGUUUGAAAAACGUCUGUCUUCUUGUGAGUUCCGUCACAGUAUUAUAUGUCUGAUCAGAGAUCAAAGCAACGGCACCAUUUCACAGGCUAAAGCCACACACAUGUGUGAAAAAAUAUUUGGCAAAAUUCAAAUUGUCUGUCGCAAGACUUUACACACUGAACUCUUGUUAAAUCAUCAGCCACUAGAAGGUACUGAGACUGAAACUCAUGUUUAUGUGGAAAAACAGCAAGAUGAGUGUGUUUUCUAUUUGAAGCACAAUGAUAACAUGGCUCUCAAAGUGGUGAAUGAGGUCAAUAUGUUUCUUAUCAAAGAAAUCAAUGCUCUUCUUGAAAACUCCUUGAGUUCCUUAAGCCUGCUAGUACUCGGACAGCUUUUAUUAUGUGAAAACAUGGAGGAUGUUGAAACGACCUUGGAAAAUCAUGGAGUCCGUAACAUUGUGAGUCAUGAAGAGGGACUUUUCCGUCCAAGCCCUGGAACUGCUAUACCAGAAGAAUGGCAUGAUUCCCUUGAUAUGGAUCUCCUCAACAAUUUUGAGAAAGGGGAGUAUGUUGGUUUUAGCAAGGAUGAAUUAGAAAAUGAAUAUAUUUUUGCUAUUGUUGUGGAGUGUCUGGAUGAGUAUCCAGGACACACCAAAAGAAAUCCUUCAAGAUACAGAAUACAGAUUGGAAAUGAAAAGAUCAUUGAAGUUAGCGCCCUUGACCUUUAUCAGUUUAAGAGAGAGAAAAGAUCAAGUUCAUUUGGAAAUGUUACCUGCACAGACAUAGACAUUUUGCCUGAACUAUCAAGGUCUAAACCUUCACAGUCUGUACCAUCCCCAAAAAGACCCUUACCACAAACUUUGGAGGAGGUUAAAAUAGAGAUUGACCAGAGCUUGGAAGAGAUCUGGAAGAUGUCAGAUGAGGACAAAUCAAAGGCCAUUAGACGCUUGUACUUAAGGUGGCAUCCAGAUAAAAACCCAAAGAACACAGAGCUUGCUAAUGAAGCCUUUAAAUAUUUGAAGAAAAGAAUUGAAGAUCUACAGCAAGGAAAAACAAAACACAACACAUCAGCACAACAAAACACAACACAUUGGGCCAACUUCAGCAAUUUUUAUGAUAGAUGGAACUAUGAAGCUAGAAGUCACAAAAGAGGACGGGAGCAGUCCUAUCAGAACAAUUUCAGAUGGCAAUAUAAUUUUUGGUCACAUUUCCAAGAAACACCAAGACCAAACAAAGAGGAAGCUAAUCGCUGGUACAGACAAGCACAAUGUGACCUUCUUGCUGCUCAGAGUGACUUUGAAUACAACCCAAACCCAGAGUGGUGUCUUUUUAAAGUGCAUCAGGCAGUGGAAAAAGCUCUAAUAGCAACAGAGUUCAGAAGGAACGGAAAGCAUCCUGGAACUUCAUCCACCAUCACCAGCCUUGCCCAGAAAGUAUCACAGUAUGCUGCCUACCUUAAUGACUUGCCCCUCAUUGUGAAUCAGCUGAAGGCACUUGGUGUUGAUGCUAAGAGAACUCAAUACCCAAACUGCCACCCAUCACCACACAUUCCACAUGAACAGUUCAAAACCAAAGAUGCACAAGAGGCAGUGAAAAUAGCAACCGAGCUGCUAAUGAAACUUGACAAAUAUAUUACUGUCAUUUAAAUGUAAAAACAAAAUGUUUGUGAUAACUUGAGCUAGUAUGAGCAUUAUGUUUUUUUUUUAAUCUUUUUUCCAAUGUAGACAUAUAAAUGCUAUUUUGCUGAAUAUGCUGAAUUAUUUACUAUUUCAUUUUCUUUUUACAAUUGUUUGCUUUUUUAUCCAUCUGUUCAGCCACAAUUCAAAAGCAAUUCUUUUCAUUAGUUCACUUUCAAUACAUUUUUAUGUAUUAUUACUUUUCUCAGCUUCAAGUUAUUUCAGUGACUAUUGUGGGUUUUUCAUUCUUUAAUGGGAAGAUAAUUACAAAUAUUAUGCCCUGAAAUUUGUCUUAAUACAUAAUUUUCCCUUUACAUAUUUUCUAAACUUUGACAUUUAUCUUCAUCUUUCCUCAUUUUAGCAUUGUUGUACUUUCUAUACUUUACAGUAAAACAUUGUCAUUACUGCAUUGUUGUUAAACAUGAAUAAAAAAGGAGUCAUUAUAGCUCA